Molecule: messenger RNA, 2202 nt
Organism: Penaeus vannamei (Pacific white shrimp)
Lineage: Eukaryota; Metazoa; Arthropoda; Malacostraca; Decapoda; Penaeidae
Gene: wuho
Product: tRNA (guanine-N(7)-)-methyltransferase non-catalytic subunit wuho
Biological process (GO): RNA (guanine-N7)-methylation; tRNA modification
Cellular component (GO): cytosol; tRNA methyltransferase complex; nucleus
Molecular function (GO): protein binding
Source: RefSeq, a predicted model, not a curated record
CAUGUGCGACCUGCAGCCAAACAUCAACAAACAUGGGGCGGAUUGAAACCUCUCAGAAUCUCGUGGUUAUUUGCUGUAGCAAAACAGUCUUGGUCUAUGACAGACGGAAUGAUGCCUCAAGAACCCUCAACUUGGAUAUCCCAGAAACUCCCGUGGAAAGUAACAAGGCAACAGACAAUGAUGAGACUACUGCUCAAGGCAGCAAGAACCAGGUGGUUUGUGCAAGGAUAUCAGAUGAUGAAAAAUAUGUAGCUGUUGCCUGUGAGCCCAAGACAGUGACUGUAUGGUGCACACAGUCCUGGUCACUGCAGCACACCCACAAUCUAGUCAAACGACCUGUAUCCGUGGACAUCUCCACAGACUCAAAAGUGAUCUUGGUUGCAGACAAGACAGGUGAUGUGUAUCAUUUCCCAUUAAAGGGAGGUGAACUGGAGGUGACUUCAGUUUGCGAUGACAAGCAGGAAAUGUCUCCCGAGUCUGAAAGUCAAGGAAAUGGUGAAGAGAAAAGCAAUGUGCCAGCUCUGUUGGGACAUCUCUCUAUGCUGCUUGAUGUGGUCAUUUCACAAGACAGUAGAUUUGUCAUUACAUGUGACAGAGAUGAGAAGAUAAGGGUGUCACACUACCCUAAUUCAUAUAACAUUCAAUCCUUUUGCCUUGGACACAGAGAGUUUGUAACGCAAAUUGAUCUUUUGCCAAACCAUGGUAAUCUUUUGCUGUCCUGCUCUGGGGAUGGGACAUUAAGACUAUGGGAGUAUGAAAAAGGCCAGUGCGUGGCAGUAAUGGAUACGCGAGAACACACAUCCCCCAUCCUUCACCAUUUCACUAAGUAUAGUGAGGAGAGAAUCAAGCAGUCAGCUGAGGCCACGCGAUACCUCCCUGAUUAUCCUCCCUUAAGAUGUUUUGCUCUUUACCCUUGUGCAGAGGAUGAGUAUCUAGUGGCUACGGUGUUAGACAAGAUUCCUUCAGUUUUGUUAUACAAGAUAAUAGACAGAAAAUUUAACUACCUCUCAACAACCUCCCUAGAGGGCUUGCCAUUGGCCCUCACCUGGCUCAAUGCAGAAACACUUUUGGUGCAGGAGGAAUCAGAUGAGCAGCCAUUGUCUGUUUACCAGUGUGAGGCGGACAGGCUCAGCCGAUUGAAGGAGCACACUCUCAUAUCCGUUGGGUUGGACCACAAACACCUCUUCUCUGAAGGAGGCCCGGGCGGCGUGAACAUGGACAUCCUGUACAAGCAGCGGUACGACAACGUGGCCGAUUACCUCAAGAAGAAGGAGGAGAGGAUUGCCCUGGCGAAGGCCGUGGAGGCGGGGCUGGUCCCUCAGCCGCCCAAGAAAGGGAGGUGGGAAUAACGUUGGAGGAAGUAUAGGGGAGGAAGAGGAAGUUGAAGACGAAGAGGAGGAGAAGGGAGAAGAAAAUGAAGAGGUUGUUGUACGAUGCGUGUGUGAUCGAAUGAUUGCAGGGGAAAUGUAGUUGAGAAUGAAAAGGAAGAAAGGAAAUGUAAAAGAAGAUAGUCAUGGUGUUGAAGUAAGAGAUGAACCGAGAAGAAUGACGUGAGAUAAAGGAAGAGGAUUGGAAGGCAUACGCGUCUAAGUGUGUUCUAAGACCAGUUAUCCGAAAAUGCGUUUAUUGGAUGUUUGAAUAGUCUAAAAUUGUACCUAUAACACAAGCAGUUAAUACGCUUACCUUCGUACAUACAAUAUUGCAUUGUAUUAACGGUAUCGCAAACAAAGCAUAAAACAUUCAAUAAAAGCACUUUCGGAUAAUUGGCGUGAGAACAACUUUUCACAACGCCUUUUCUUCAAAUAUCAGUUGAUGUAGAGCAGCGGAGGCGAGAAAGGAAAGCCGGCAGCAACAUAGCCUGCUUCAGCAAACAUGGACCCAAAUUCAUAAUCAUUUCGGAAUGCACAAGCUGACAAGGAUUCAAGAUUUCUUUUCUAAUUUGCUCGGGAGAUAUUUGGGCCUCUCAUGUGAUCUUUAUGGCUUAUGCUCUUUUGAUCUUGGGUUGUAUGUGUUUUUAUUAAGAUGUGUUUAUGUUUUAUGGAAGAAAUUAUUACAGUAAUAUCAUGUGUAUGUAGACAUUUUUUUCUUAAAAUAUUAUUAUGCAAGGAGUAGGCUAGUUAAGGCAACACCACGAAACCGUUUUCUGUUGCUAUCACGCAAUAUAUCUGUAUGUGAUGAUUUGAAUAUAUGUGAACAAGAUCC